AAUACAUACUAAGCUUUCAGUACAGUAUUAUAGGGAAAAAUGAAAUACUGAGUAGGCUACACUUAAAUGUCGGUCAGAAAACAAGUUUUGAGUUUGCGACUCGUGUACAUGGUGGGAUAUUUAAAACACAAUUUUCCUCAUUUAUUUCGAAUUAAGCGUAGCAUGUAAAUCAAUAAGUAUAAUACAAAAAUAUUUAAUAUUUAUUAUAAAAAUAACUUUUUAAAUUGAAGAUUAUAAGAAAGAACAUCAAAUUUCAGUGUUACAGAGAUUACAAGUAACAAUGCAGGAAGUCGAAGGAGAAACACUCGGUGAGAAACAUAAGAACUUUAAUGUGUUGGUGCAGAAUGCAUUCAAAGAAAAUCCAAACCGGGAGCUAGAAGACAUAGAUUACCACCAACCAGACAUAACAAACCUCUUCAAAAUAGAUUUUGCUUGUCGCACUAGAAAUGUAGAUUGCAUAUUGAAAGUUUUCAAGUGUCAAGAUUUGUUGUAUGUAUCGAGAGCUAUUAAGCACUCUACUUGGCUCAUAAGCGAUACAAAAUAUGCUCACAUAAUUAAUCCACAUUAUAUUCAUAAUGACUUAUUACCAUUUAUGCUGACAGAAGGGGGAAAUAAACUGAUGCUAUAUGUACGGUUAAAUUUAAAAGAUCCAAAACGAUAUGAAGAUUUCUUUGAUUGUUUAAAAAGUACCGAUAUAGAAGUGGCCUUAAAGUUUCUACCAUACUGUUCUUCGGAAUUUGUUGCAUCAAAAUUGACGGAUUUAAUUUAUUUGAUACCGGAUCACAUGCUGUUGAGAUUAUUCCCUUGUAAUUUAGAAGUAUUUCGUAUUUAUUGCAAUAGCAAGAGAAUACAAGCUCCUCUGAUUUACAAAGCUCUAUUUCUCAUUGGAAAGUAUGGGGAAGAUUUUUUUGAUAUUCUUGAUACAGUAAAAAGUGAAUAUUUACCUCAUUUCAAAACUAAGUAUACAAAAUUAGCAAUGAAGACUUGUCCACAUCGAAUUAUGUUCAAUUUUCACAAUUAUUCUAAACAUAUUGAUUUAUUAUGUUUUGUAAAAUAUAUAGAUACAGACCGUUUUAAUGAAUUUAUAACUAAAUAUGGUAAUGAUGAAGAUGUGUGCUCUCUUUUUGAUGAAAAACAGCAACAGAGGAUACUUGAACCAAAUGUUGAUACUUUGCUACUCUCCAAACUGAUAAAUUGUGAUACUGAUGAUUACAUCCUAUGUAGCAAAAUCCUCCAGGACUUUAAGGAUAAUUUGCCUGUAUUGAUGAAGAAUCUCAAGUUUACUUUUCAUCUCAUCAACAUUGUUGAUAGAAGCUUUAAAAUACAUAGAUUUAAUACUGAGCUAUGGAGCAUAUAUAACGAUAUUUAUAAGGAAAUUAAUAUCAAGAAAUAUUCUAAAAGGAAUAAAACACUGCAGUCAUAUAUCAGAAACUUCAUUGCAUACCAAAUAAUCCAUAGCGCAAAUAUAUCUGAAGAAAUGUUGUCAGAUUUUGAGUUUUACACUUUCAAAUCAGAUUUAACCAAAUUCAAUGAAGAUGAAAAGAAAGUUUUGUUUGCAUUUUUGAUGAAUUUUGCUUUGAACAAAAUUGAAAAUUUGCCUUUCAAUAGUGAAAAUGAAAUCUUGUUAUGGAUAGAAAGAGUUGUCAUAUUAUUAGACGAUUGGGAUAAGAAUUUGAAUGAUCAUUAUUUAAUCACAACUAAAAUAAGUUACAUCAUCGCACAUAUAAAGACUACUUCAAAUAUUGAGGGACUUCAAAAACUUUAUGAUAGAAGGAAAUUUUGGAGAAAAGCUUUAUUUCAUGAAUAUAUCAAUAUUGAUUCUAAAACAUGUGUCAAUAUUCUAAAACACGAUCCCAACAUAUUGCACCUGUACAAAGACAAAGUUCUUGCAUGUUCUACUGGUGUUAAAACCUUUCGAAACUUUUAUUUUAAAAUACGUACAUAUUGGCCUAAUACCUUGGCAUUGCAUUUUAAAACAUUAUAUGUGGAGCAACUAAAAACAAUACCCUCAAUAAUUGGCCUUCAUUUUCUUUUAACAAAAUCCGAAUUUUCAGAUUUUAUUAACAGUUAUGCACCAGAUAAUGAUUUUAUUAGUAAAGGUUCCGUGGAAGAGAUAAUCCUUUGCAAGAACAUAGCGAAAAAUAUGCAUCAUUGCCGUCCUAAACCAUCGUUACAAACUGCGAUGUUAUAUGCAAGAGAUGUGUGUAUGAUAGAUGUUAUUGCAUCUCUCAAUUCUUUAUUGAAUAGUCUGCCUGUUCAUGAAUUUGAUCAAAAUUUCAACAUGAUACAUGAAAAGCCACUUUUACAAAAGCUAUGUGUCUGGGUAGCUUUCUCAAAGAAGAGCAGAAAAGAUGAGAAGCAGUUAGUUUUUCAAAUUUGGCACAAAACAAAUUAUACGUCAGUUAAAUCGGAAAUAAUUAGAAUGUAUAUUAAUUUUCUUACUAAACACACAAAGAAAGAGUGGAACAUCCGUUAUAAAUAUUUGGAUGUGAUCCGAGAACAAUGGCGCUCCUUGGAGAUUCUUAUGGAAGAUGUAACAGAUGAGGUUAUAAUAAGAGAACUGUCUAGGAAAGUACGAAAACUGCCUUUGUCUAUCCGUACCGAGUUUAUUUUAAAAUGGUACGAUUUAAUUAAACACCUGCAACCUAAAUGCGAAACUUUUCCCCGAACACCUAUGAUGUGUUAUACAUUUGCAAUGCAUGAUCUCGACAAGAGUCUCUUAGCAGAAAUUAUUGAGGAUUGUAUAACGAAUAGAUUAUGGAGAACUAAAUUGAAUUAUCAUUACAUAGACCUGCUCGUUUCAUGUUUGUUUACGUCGAAAAAUGAAGACGAACAGAUAGCGUGUUUUAAUAAAAUAAUAGCCCCCGUGUUUCACAGCGCGUACAAAAUGUGGAAUGAGAAAACGUGCGGGCUCCUUUUGGUUCAAUACAAUAUUAAUAAUAUUGUCACUGGUUUGUGUAAAAGGUUAUUUAAUUGUAGCGAUAAUAAUAGCAAAAAACCUCCAACUGUAAUUAUACUUCUUCUGAAUAGCCUUCAAGACAACGUACCAGUAGACGAGAAUUAUAUUAUGAUAACAAAGUUAAAAUUAGCCGUGGAAUACUUUAACGUUUUGUCCGAAUAUGAAGAAUCACCUGAAGACGAAAUACACAAACGAGCUGUGCAAGGAUUUUCAAAAAUAUGUAUAAAAAUCUUCUCUGAAAAUAUCGCUACGUUCGGCAAGAGCAUUUGGAAACUAUUUUAUCAUGUACUACAGAUGAUGCUCGACGACUUUAGUAUGAUAAAAUCGACUCAAUAUAAAUUGUACAACUAUAUGUUGGAUUUAUGUACCACGUUAUCAUCAGAACUCGACGUCUUAGUCCACGUAUUGGUGAUGGAGUUGAGUUUAUAUGUGGAUGACUUUUUUACUUUGUUUUUCGAUGACAGUGAUGAUUAUGUGGAUCAUGAAGGGCAAAUAGCAUUGCUCGAAAGGAUAAAACAGCACCCCUCCCUCGAAGUUAAAGCGAAUUACUCCAAGGUGAUCUUGAGUAUUUAUGAAAAAGUUUCCUAUACGCAGUUGAGUUACAGGGAUAAAUAUUGAAAUUUGAGGAUAAUAUCUACUUCUAUCCGUGAAUGUUUUUGUAACGUCCAGAGCUCUAGUUUGAAUGUACCUUCUGCUGUGCCUUCGCCCAUAAGUUCACAUGAAAUUAAUAUUCUGAAACAUAACGAUAUUCGUUAAGAGACUUAAAAUAUUUAUUUAUAUA
Messenger RNA from Zerene cesonia (dogface butterfly), 3740 nucleotides. RefSeq lists its product as uncharacterized. The transcript is spliced from 2 exons. The coding region runs from base 281 to 3577 and encodes 1098 amino acids. Lineage: Eukaryota; Metazoa; Arthropoda; Insecta; Lepidoptera; Pieridae. The record is from RefSeq and is a predicted model, not a curated record.